Messenger RNA from Alosa alosa (allis shad), 9063 nucleotides. It is a transcript of the gene arhgap32b, whose product is annotated as Rho GTPase activating protein 32b. The record is from RefSeq and is a predicted model, not a curated record. Bases 751 to 6411 code for a protein of 1886 amino acids. Gene Ontology annotation, biological process: small GTPase-mediated signal transduction. The transcript is spliced from 28 exons. Gene Ontology annotation, molecular function: protein binding; phosphatidylinositol binding; GTPase activator activity. Gene Ontology annotation, cellular component: Golgi apparatus; fibrillar center; actin cytoskeleton. Lineage: Eukaryota; Metazoa; Chordata; Actinopteri; Clupeiformes; Clupeidae.
AAUUUCAAAGUUAAUUUUAGGACACGUGAUCUGUGGCUGUCAAUAGAUUUGACAGGCCCACUUGCUGUUAUAUGAUACUAGCAUCUAUAUUAUGUCGAUGAUAGCCUCCCCGAAAGGCACUCGUUCUUAAACACGACGUGUUACAUUUUAGUUCGAUGUGAUAAAAGAAGCCGCCUGAGGUUCGUGGACGCGCACUUGGUACGCUUAGGCGCGUCCACGUCUUUAUGGGAAAGUCUCAAUGGGAAAGUCUUUCCCUUUUGGAUUAGCUGGAGAGGCUAGAGCUAUCUAGUUUCAGUCUCAGGUCCGACUAGAAAACUCACUCGAAUAGGUGACGUUUUCUGCCAAAUGUGAAGAUGUGAUUUCGGUCCAUAUUAAGCUGUUAUGCUGAGAUGUCCGUUUUUGCUUCGUUUGAACUGGACUGAGGCGUAGCUUGCUACAGAUACUAACAGCUGGAUGGUGGUACUUAUGCUAAGCUAGUGACUGUCUAUUGCGGUCUGCCUCGGUGCCUGCCUCGGGAGUUAGCUAAACUAUCGUAGCAUAACAUUUAGCUAUCUCAAUGUUUUUGAGGGAUGCACACCGUCUUAAUCACUAGGGUAUUACGAUGUUAUUCACACCAACCUCAGGUUGUUUCGUCGUCUGGGGUUUGUUAUAAUGCGACGUUUUGGCUUGAACGGGGGAGCAUUUUGGAAUUGGAAUAGCGGUAACUUCGCUGUGGAAUGCUAAUGUUGCCGAAUACGCUUUAAAAUAAGAAUGGAGCGGAGUUUGGGGGCAUCAGCUGUUGGACUUCUGCCCUCCCCCCUAGGAAGCCAUGACGCAGGGGACCAAACUCUGAGGGGUGAUGACAUCAUGGCGGAAUUGGCCAGGGGCCUCCACCCCCGAGAGAGACCUGACUGGGAGGAAACCAUCAGUGCCAUGGCGCGGAGUGCUGAGGUUCCUGAUCUUCGCGCUAGCAGCACUACCAGCUCUACCAGCACUACAGCUGGCAUGAAGGUCAAGACCGCCAAGAAGUUAUCCUUCAGUAAGGGACAUUUUCCAAAGCUUGCAGAAUGUGCGCAUUUCCACUAUGAGAAUGUGGAUUUUGGAACCCUACAGCUUUCCCUUGCUGAUGAGCAUAGUGAAGUCACACGGAAUGGCCUGGAGUCCAAGGAGUGUGUGUACCUGGUACAGAUACACUGUCAGGGCCGAAAUUGGAUAGUUCGCCGGAGCUAUGAAGACUUCUGCAUUCUGGAUAAGCAUCUUCAUUUGUGCAUCUAUGACAGAGGCUACUCACAACUAGCAGAGCUGCCCAGUGACCAGCCGGAGGGAGUUUCCCAGAUGCUGAUUGGCUAUCUCACCCGUCUGUCGGCCAUUGCCGACAACAAGAUCAACUGUGGGCCCGCCCUUACCUGGAUGGAAUUGGAUAAUAAGGGCAAUCACCUGCUGGUCCAUGAGGAAUCCUCCAUCAAUGUCCCUGCCAUUGCAGCUGCACACGUCAUCAAGCGCUACAACGCUCAGGCACCCGACGAGCUCUCCUUUGAGGUGGGGGAUAUUGUGUCUGUGAUCGAUAUGCCACCAAAGGAGGACACCACCUGGUGGAGAGGAAAGCAUGGAUUCCAGGUGGGCUUCUUUCCCAGUGAGUGUGUCGAGCUCAUCAAUGACAAAAUUCCCCAGUCAGUUACCAACUGUGUUCCGAAGCCAGCAUCCCCUGGUGUUCGGCCGGCUUCCUGGUACCUCUUCCCACCCUAUUUGGAGAUGGAGACAGUCAUACAGCAGGACACAAACAUGAACUCAGUGUCUAAGAAGCACGGGAAGCUGAUCACGUUCCUGCGCACCUUCAUGAAGUCUCGGCCCAGCAAGCAGAAGCUCAAGCAGAGGGGCAUCCUAAAGGAGAGGGUGUUCGCCUGCGACCUGGGGGAACACCUGCUCAACUCAGGACAGGAUGUUCCUCAGGUGCUUCGAAGUUGUGCAGAGUUCAUCGAGAAACAUGGCAUUGUGGAUGGGAUCUACAGGCUAUCUGGAAUUGCAUCAAAUAUCCAGAAGUUACGGCAUGAGUUUGACUCCGAGCUGAUCCCAGACCUGACUAAAGAGAUUUACAUCCAGGACAUCCACUGUGUGGGGUCCCUCUGUAAGCUCUACUUCAGAGAACUGCCCAACCCGCUGCUCACGUACCAGCUCUACGACAAGUUCUCCGAGGCUGUUUCCGCAGCAACAGAUGAUGAACGUCUCAUCAAAAUUCAUGAUGUCAUUCAACAGUUACCACCCCCACACUAUAGGACGUUGGAGUUCUUGAUGAAGCAUCUGUCCAGGUUAGCCACCUUCAGCUCCAUCACCAACAUGCACGCCAAGAACUUGGCCAUCGUCUGGGCUCCCAACCUGCUCAGGUCUCGCCAGAUUGAGUCGGCAUGUUUUGGGGGUCCUGCUGCCUUCAUGGAGGUGAGGAUCCAGUCUGUGGUGGUGGAGUUCAUCCUCAGCCACGUGGACAUGCUCUUCGGACCCAAACUCACAGGCCAGAGUGGGGUGUCGCGGCCCAAGUCGGUGCUGGGUGGGGGCUGGUGUGCGUCGGCGCGGCUGCUGUCCCUGGAGGAGGCCCAGGCGCGGACACAGGCCCAGAUCUGCAGCCCCAUCACCCCCCACAGCCGCUACAUCGAGGUGGGAGAGGGGCCCGCCGCGCUGCUCGGCAAGUUCCACACCGUCAUCGACUUCCCCACCCGACAGCGGCAGCCCAUCAAAUCCAGGAAGUCUCCAGUGGGUAGCUGGCGCUCCUUCUUUAGCCUGGGGAAGUCCUCUUCAUCCUCAUCCUCCUCUUCAUCAUCCACAAUCAACAAGAGGAAGCUGAGACGCAACCCCAGCGAGCCUACGGAACUCAAGUCUAUGGCUCUCACAGGAGGCCGAGGGGAGACUGGGACUCUGCGCUCAGCCAAAAGUGAAGAGUCUCUCACGUCUCUGCACAACGUAGAAGGUGAGAGUAAGAUGUACCGGCCUCGACGCCCACGCUCCAGCAGCGAUGCCCUGUCCUCGUCCUUUGGCGCCGACCUGUUGGCCGGUCAGCAGCACUGCGCCUCCUAUGACAACCUGUGCAACGCCGCUCAGCCCGGCCACCACCACCACGAGCACGACGACAGUGACCAGGACGACCGGCCCAUCUUCUGCGUGCCCGCCCUCAUCUCCUCGCCCCCCAUCGCCAUGGAGACAGACCUGGAGCUGAUGCCGCCAGAGGUUGGCAUGGCGACGCUGGACUUUGACCCCAUGUCCUUUGGACUGGGCUCCCCGUUGAUGAGUGACCGGGAGACGGCGCUCCUCUCCUCGGCAACGGAGGACAGGAUGGAGGAUGAGCAGUUCAGCGCUGCCCAGCAGAGUCCAGAUAGGAGCUACAGCGCAGCUGAGAGCACCUUUGUCACCGCGCCGUCCCCCUCUGUGGACACCCCACCCCUGUCCCCCCCUCCACGCGUCCGAUCGGCGGAGUCGGUCCGAAACGAGCCGGUCAACACUGAUCUGGGGUCGGUCCGAAACGAGCCAGUCAGCGCCAAGGUGGAGUCGGUCCAAAACGAGCCAGUCAGCGCCAAGGUGGAGUCGGCCCGAAACGAGCCAGUCAGCGCCAAGGUGGAGUCGGUCCGAAACGAGGCCCUACUACUGGACCUGAUGGGCUCACCGCUGCACACUGUCACCAUGGAGACCCAUUUCAUUCAACACCCAGCAGACCUCGACUUUACCAGAGAACUACAGCUCCAGAUAGUUUGCUGGGAGCUGGAGAAACACAGUGGCCCGGCCCAGGCGAUCCGCAGCUGUGACACCUCCCCUGUCCCGGCUCGGCGCCCGAGGACUCCCAGCUCCGCCUCCCCUGAAAGGCCCGCCCCCCCUGAGCAGAUCGACUCUCAGACUGACCCCCCCGACGUCUCAAGGGACGAUUGGUACUCCCUGCCGGACCAGCCUGCCUUGCCUCCGCAAAGCGCCACCGCAGCCACUGACAUCACUACUUCCGCUCAAGCCACACCUGUCCACCAUCAGACCACUCUGCCUGCUGUCACUCAAGUACCGUCUGCUUUCAAUGAAGCACCGCCCACUCUCAAUCAAACCACUCAUGUCAUGACCACACUCACUGAGACCACUCCCACACAAUCCACACCCACUCAUGUGAAGGCCACACCCACUUCAUCAGUUCCCGCCUCUCCUCUGUCCAGCCCGGAGCACCAAUCAGCAGCAGUGGGCCCUGCCCAAAUCUCUACUGUCCCCGCCCCCGUCUUGGAAGACCACGCCCCGCUCCCCUCCGCCUCAGCUGGCCCUUCCUCCUCUGAUGUUGCCCCCACCCAGGGCAUAACUGCCACACCAUGCUCUGCUGUUGCCACAGGCGUAUCUGCCCCAUCCACCUCUGCUGUUGCCCAGGGCGUAACUGCCUCAUCUGCCUCUGCCUUUGCCCAGGGCAUAAUUUCCCCACCCACCUCUGCUGUUGCCCAGGGCAUAAUUGCCCCACCCACCUCUGCUGUUGCCCAGGGUUAUUCUGUGUGUUUUCCAGCUUCAGGCAGCCGCUUCAGGCAGCCGUACUUUAUUUGCAUAAAGUAUUGUUGUGUGGUUAAUACAUGUAAUAUACGGGAAAUAACUGUAUGUAGUGUAUAUUUGGCCCAUUCUGGACUAUAUGUAACAGGAGUGUGUGUGUGUGUGUUCUGUGUGUGUGUUUUCCAGCCUCAGGUGGCCGUGGCCGUGCCGUCUCUACCUCACGCGCCCCCCUGGGCGUCGGAGCACCCGGUCGCCGUGCUGCAGCCGCAACCGCAGACCCCCCAACCGCAGCCCCGAGCCCCUCUGGGCCCCUCGCUGGACAAGCCCUGGGAGGCCAUCAAGCCUGUGCAGCCGUGGCUCGAGAGCGCCCCCUACCACCACCACCAGCAGCUGCAGCAGCAGCAGCAGCAGCAGCCCUCUCCGGCCGGUCCGGCGCCCCCGCCGCCCGUGCGCUCCAUCGAGAGCAAGCUGGCCACGGCCACGCUGGGUCGCGACGGCUCCGCCUACCACGCCUUCCUGGAGGACGAGGGCUCGGCGAUGACGAUGACUAUGAGCCACCGCGCUGCCCCGUGGUCGGACCUCGUGUACCCACGGCGCAGGGGUCCCGUCAGCCCCGGCGGCCGGCUACCCGCCAGGCCUCGGGUUUACCCUCACCCUGGGCCGAGCCCGCUGCCCAUGAGCUCGCCCGAGAUCGGUCGGGGGCCCGCCGAUCUCAGAACUGAGGUUCCGCCGCCACAGGCGUCGUCGGACGAGGAGAUGUUCUACUACCAGCGCUCGGCGCACCGCUGCCGCGGCUACGCGCCACCAGCGGCGGAACCGCCGGACUACCACGUCACCCGGCUGCAGCCAUUCUUCGAGAACGGCCGGGUCCAGUACCGCUACAGCCCUUUCACGGGCAGCUGGCGGCCGGGACGCCGCCCUGCCACGAGCUGGACCGUCGCCCGGCUGCGCCUGCGCCACUCCUUGGAUUCGGGGCGGGACCGUGAGGCGAGUCGGGCGUACCACUACCUGCUGCACCAGCGCCACUCACCGCAGCCUCCGCACCACGCUGCCGGCGUGCGGGAGCACGGCUUCGUGAGCCGCGACAUGCCCCCCGCGCACCUGCACGCGCCCCAGGGACCGGGCGGGGCCUGCCUGCCGUCGUGGGAGGCCCAGGAGGAGGCGGAGCACCUGCGCGGCCACUCCCUCCGCCGAGAGAGCCGCGCGCGCCAGCGCCUCAAGGGCCCCGUGCUCUCCCAGUACGACAACCUGGGCCCCUACAUGCCCCCUGAUGCCCCCGCCGGACCCCCGCACACGCCCGCCACAGAGUCGCUACAGCACCUGCGCAGCAAGUCGGACCCGGGCAAGGAGGCGCGCUACAACGUCACGCCGGAGGCGGCCGUCCCGCGCUCACUCACCGCUGACCCUGACGCCUUCCUCUACAUGGAGACGGAGAAGCACGCACACGCGGGGCCCCGCCCGGCCGGACCGCGCUCCCACACGCCCUCCUCCCAGCCGCACGGCCUGCAGCACGUUCCGGAAGCCUCGCGGCUCAGCGACGCGGACCGCGCUGCCCACCGAGGAGGCCGGAGCCCCGAGGGCGAGUCGCUCCAGAGGGUGACCGCCACCGUGACGCCCAAACCCGAGCGGAGCCACAGCCGAGGGCCCUGGGGCCCGGAGCCGGACCCUCACCCACGGCCCCCGCAACGCCACACCCCCUCCGGCGUCCCGUCCCACUACGACAACCUGGAGGAGUAUCGGCCCCCGGCAACGACCCAGACCCAGACCCGGCCCGCACCCAAGGACCCGCUGGCCAGCCGGGGGGGCGCAGCACUGUUCCCUGGACAGGCCUUCGGGCACGGGCGCGGGGGCAGAGCCUACUCCACCGCGUUGGGCCAGGGGGCCUUCAUUCAGACCGAUGCCCCCCUGCACAGGCCCGAGGCCGAGGUCAAGGCAGAGUGACGCCAGUGCUAGCACUGCCGACCGCUAGCACCAGCUGACUGCUAGCUCUGCCUGUAUUAACAUGAAGCUUAGGCUCGGUGUUAACACACACGCACACACACACACACCCCUAUACAUACGUAUACACACAUACACCUAUACAUACACAGAUACACAACUCUCUCUCCCAGCAGUUUAUGGUACUACAUUCGCUACAUCAGCACUAUAUCUGAAUGUAGUCACAAUAAAUCAAUAUACAGUAUAUAUAUAUAUAUAUAUAUAUAUCAGUGGAACUUUUCAGAGAUCCAGAUGACCCACACAGGGAACUCCUGUGUGCUACUGGAAACCUGACUUAUCACCCACCGUCAGUUCCAGAUGACCUGUGCUACUGGAAACCUGACUUAUCACCGUCAGGUUCCAGAUGACCUGUAGAACUGGAAACCUGUGGUACUGUUAAGUUAUCAAUGGUCAAGUGGGUUGGACAAGGGACUUUUCUGGUCCGAGAACAGCCAUGUUUGUCUUAAGAGUUUGAAUGGUUUGCUUUGAACAAACAAAUCUGUGAAAGGGCAAAGGUGAAAGGUCACACAGCCCCUGCCGGACAGUGGACUGUCUUCUCCUGAGGGUUUUUGAUGGGAGUUUUCUAUCCAGUUGUACACAUAUGAACCCUUAAUGAACUUUCUACCAAACUGAAUGUACCAUAGCAUACAUUACCCAGCUAACCACACCCGCCAUGCACCAGUGGCGUCAGCAGGUGGCGCCGAAUGGGACCUGCAGUGUGUGGUAUGCCAGCUGCGGACUCCGGAACGAACUCUGACACGGUACGGCAGGAAGAGGCAUCGAGCAGCUCUCUGCGUAGGAAUCCGGAGUCCAAUCUACUGUUGAGAGUUUUCUUCUUUGUUUUAUUUUGUUUAGUUUUAAAACAUAGUGUUAGGUGGGGCAUUGAAAUGGUGAUUGAUCAGUUUACAUUUCAGAAAUGCAUGCUCUCUUGUUUACAGAACCUCUGUGUGUAUGUGUGUGUGUGUUGGCCUGCUCUUUGUGUUUGUACUGGACGUUACAGUGCACACUGUGCAGAAGGGAGAAGCUCUGCCCCCCGGUGAAGAUUGGGGGGGGGGGGGCACACACACCUCAAACACUGGACACUGGGACUAAGGGUUGGGGGGGGAUUUCUUCAUUUUCUCAAUGGUCAUUUUUUAGUGUUUAUUGGAUUUCUUUCAAAGAGCCUCUCAAUCCGCAGAUGCGCCUCAGUGUGUGUUUGGGGGUGUUGGAGCUCUCUGUGAAGAAGGACCAAACGUUCUGGUUUGAAUGCAGGGGCGUGCUGGUUUGAAAGCAGUCUAAUGCUUGGGUUAGGGGUCCCCUGGACAUGUCGCUGGGUGCAGUCUAAUGCUUGGGUUAGGGGUCCCCUGGACAUGUCGCUGGGUGCAGUCUAAUGCUUGGGUUAGGGGUCCCCUGGACAUGUCGCUGGAGCGCAGCAGGACAGGCUGACAGAAGUAUGCAAAAGGGUUCCACGCCACACCAGCCUGACUGCAUCUGCGUCUGCUCCCCCCAAUUGCACGCAGUCAGGGUUCCACGCCGCACCACCACAGCUGUGUCUGCGUCUGCACCCCCAGUUACACGCAGUCAGGGUUGGAAAAGGCUCAGACAGCUUGUUACCACAACACAAAUUUGCACAGAGAAGGGAUGGGUCCUGAACUUUCAGAAGAUAUAGUGGAAAUUAUUAUUCUUCAUUAAUUGCAACACAUAUUUUUGUUGUGUGUAAAAUGUUUGCACCCUGAAAGAUCCGUGUUAAAGUAGUACAUGACCUCAACCUCAUUUUGGGUACUAGCCAGCCAGACUUCUUUUCAAAAAUAUCCAUAUUUGUGUUGAUUUUCUUUUUACUUUCCCGAGAAUGUAAGACGUGUUCCAAAUCCCCUGUGUGUCGCCCGGAGGAACAGGGGACACAGUAAUAAUAUCAAGGGAACCUAUACCUAAACAAUAACCACUCAAAAUUAAAACUAUUUUAACUCUGUGGUAGAUUUAAAAAUGCAAAUGCCAAUCUUUUUUUAGCAGAUAAUGUUAAUUCAAGCUUAUUUAUGUUGAAAUGUGUUGUAAAAUUCAAAUUUGCCAAAUAGAAUAAGAGACACGAAACAAGCUACUCUUGAAACACGCAACUAAAUGUAGGUCAAGACUUGACGGCUUAAACAAGUAGGAAGGGUCAUUGUUUUUAAACAGUGUUGCCCAGGGCAACCGCCAUCCAGACUUAUCCAGACUAUAAUUUGCCAUUAAGUUGCAAUAUCAGUAUUCCACACAUAAUCACAGCCAAGAUACCUGUGGACACCUGCAUUGUCAUAGCAACACAGGUGAAGAUAGGUGUAGCAGCUCCACCCCGCCCCAUCUUAGACGGCACCAGCUGGGUCGCCAGGUAAGGAGGACACCUGGUGCGCUGGGUUGCCAGGUUGGAUGGCCACCUAGUGUGCUUUCAUGGGGACGGGCUCAGCGAGCGUGUCGUCUAGGGUCGGGGCUCUGAAUGUUGCUGGAUAUUAUUAUCACUAAAAGAUAACAGAAAAUAUAUAUACUGAAUGGAAGUGUUCAACCUUUACCAUGAACUGAAAGAUAUUUAUGCUCUAAAGUGUUUAUGUUUUCAGUAGUGCUACAUUCUCUCUAUGGUCAAUAAACGCAAAUCUACUCAGAACUAAA